GCUAUUUUCGUCCGCAACCCUCGCGCAGGACCGAUUGGAUUCAAUUACCUCUGGUCACACGGCCUGGGACAGUUUUAUUGCGCUUUUGGUUUAAGCAUCUACGACGAGAUCCGGGACGCAAGACUUGGCCUCGCGACAUCCAGUGCCAAUGGCAGAGACGGCGAGCGGGGAAGGAGGCAAGGCCACGACAUCAGCGCGGACAGAAGCUGCAGCUGCAGUCGACGCAGGGCAGGGAGAGGCGGCGGCGUCGUCGGCGCCCCACGCGCAACAAGCUGGGGCUGCCUUGCCGAUGCAGGUGCCGAUUCCCGCCUCGAUCAAGAGGCUCUCGUCAAGCUACCUGGAUCGAGAAGCAAUGGCCGAGGGAACCCCACCCUUACCGAAUGGCGCGCAGCGCUUUCAUCCACUCUUUGACGAGCCGAGGCUAGAAGAAGGGCAACGAGAGCAAGCGGCUGGCUCAGGCGAGACACAAAAAGACGGCAAGAAACCUGCGAAUGUCUAUGUGCCGUCGUUGGAUCUGGGCGAGGUCGCAGAGGCGUAUCCGAGCCCCUCGGGCAACAUCGUUCCGCCCAUGCCAGAGGAUGACUCGUGGAAGCUGGGGCCACCGCCGCUCAAGGCGCCAGUCGGAGAUCCGUCACUGGAGCAGCAGCAGCAGCAGCCUCCGACAGGGCAGAGUGCCGCGUCCAGCACAUCGGCUGGAGGCGCAAAGUCACAAUCGCCCAUCGCCUCUUCUUUCUCCCAACCUAACCGGCUGUCCGGCUCUGGGCCCUCGACCGAGGGCGGGAGCAAGACAGGCUCCACCUCCUCACUGGGUGAGGGGCCCAGCGCAGGCGUGGACUCUGACGUGCGAAGCAUCGACUCGCAGGCCAUCAGUGCACGCUCGAGCCCGACUAGCUUUGCGCCCCUGCCACGGAGAGCGUCUGCCGCUGUGACGGAGGCGUCGUCUGCAAGCACGCUGACACGGGCAGGUGGCUCGGGGAAUCCGCUCCCGCCGCUCAAGGUGCGCGACUUUGCAUUCGACGAGACGGACCCUAGGCAUGUGGGCGCGAGAGACGUCAGUGCCCCAUCGCAGCGGUCCAGCGGGGCAGGAAUGGGCAUGGGCAUGGGAAUGAGCAUGGCGUACUCGAGCAGCGGAGGGAGCGGGAGCGCAGGAGGCUUCCAUCAGGACUGGACGAGCGCCGAGCUCGACGAGGAGAGCGACGAAGACGACGAGCAGGAUGAUGCGGGGACCGGUGGCCUGCCGCACGGGCUGUAUGUCGCCGCAUACGACUUUGCGUCCGAGAGCGACCACGAGCUCAGCGUCAGCGUGGGAGAGAAGGUCAGGCUGGUCGGGCACGUCGAUGGCGGAUGGGCCGUCGUCGUCAAGAUUCUCGAAUCUCUUUCCUUGGACGAGGAGGGCCAGCCGCGGGCCGGGACAAAGUCGGAGAAGGCAGCAGAGGGCGAUCAUGGUGAUGGGCAAGAGGGCGAGAGGCAUGGCGAAAAGGGCCUUGUACCAGAAGGUUAUCUUCAGUGGAUAGACCAUUGAUUUCGUUGCGGCAAUGGCCAGGGAGCAGGACGUUGCUUGGGCCGAGCCCCCUUCCUGCUGGCUUUUCCUUCCCCAUUUGCUGGGGUUGGUUGUACAUCAAUUGCACGAACUUUUCCCACCCUCUUGUCAUCUCUUUCUGGCAAAGAGAGGCUCUCCCUCUCUUCCUCUCCUUUUUCCUCAUAUAUUCUCUCUCUCUCUCUCUCUCUCUCUCUCUCUCUCUCUUCAACUGCUUCACACAAACCCAGUCGCCGCUCAUGUAUGUUCGUAUCUUGG
Messenger RNA from Acaromyces ingoldii, 1795 nucleotides. RefSeq lists its product as hypothetical. Bases 149 to 1522 code for a protein of 457 amino acids. Gene Ontology annotation, molecular function: protein binding. NCBI's taxonomy places the organism in Eukaryota, Fungi, Basidiomycota, Exobasidiomycetes, Exobasidiales, Cryptobasidiaceae. The transcript is spliced from 3 exons. The record is from RefSeq and is a predicted model, not a curated record.